Labeo rohita (rohu) is the source of this 3497-nucleotide messenger RNA. Its product is annotated as FILIA-N KH-like domain-containing protein. NCBI's taxonomy places the organism in Eukaryota, Metazoa, Chordata, Actinopteri, Cypriniformes, Cyprinidae. Bases 187 to 1491 code for a protein of 434 amino acids. The record is from RefSeq and is a predicted model, not a curated record. The transcript has 8 exons.
CAUUUCGGAAAGCGUCUCUGGCACAUGGGCUUUAUGAGAUCUCUCGCUCAGAAGCGUUCUAACGGGACGAGCUGAGGCGGUUCAUUAAUCCGCGUCUUACAGGCGUCCUCUCUUACAUGCCACAAUAACCAUCAGCCUUUCAAACUUACAUUUUCAUUCUAAUAACAACGACAUCAGGAGGCAAUCAUGACUAUAGACGCGCCCGUUAUUUUGUCUGCACUUUUCUUUACGAUUAUUGCAAUUAUAGUCGCAUCGGCGUUCCUAUCGAAGAAAUCUCCGCAAAAGAAAGAACAGAAACAGAAACAGCCCGAGGAGAGAUCAGAGCGGGUUACUGAGUAUCACCAGCCCAGAGUGGAGCAACCAGCUCCAGUACAGAAGGAGGUGAUUAUUGAAAAGAAAAAGGAUGAAACUGUUCCUGUCGUAGAAGCUGAAGUCAUCCCCGUGCAACAAACACCUGUGCAGACAGAGGUAAAGGCUGAGGAGGAGGUAGCUGAUGAGCCGAAAAAGGAAGAGCCUGUUGCAGUCGCACCUGUAAUUGAGGAAGUUGGUGUUGUAGAGGAACAGCCUGCAGUUGAACCUGAGAUCAUCCCUGUGCAAGAAACACCUGUCCAGGCAGCUCCAGAACCUGAGCCUGAGCCCGAGCCUGUGCUAGAGCCAGAGCCUGUAGCCGAAGCAGUCGUAGCAUCUGCACCCGUGGAAGAACCCGUCCCUGUGCCAGAGACAGUGCCUGAGCAAGUACCCGCCUCAUCACCAGAACCAGUGUCUGCAACAGUAGAAGAGCCAGUCCCAGAACCAGUGGAAGAGCCAGUCCCAGAACCAGUGGAAGAGCCAGUCCCAGAACCAGUGAAGGAGUCUGUCCCAGAACCAGUGAAGGAGUCUGUCCCAGAACCAGUGAAGGAGUCUGUCCCAGAACCAGUGAAGGAGUCUGUCCCAGAACCAGUGAAGGAGUCUGUCCCAGAACCAGUGAAGGAGUCUGUCCCAGAACCAGUGAAGGAGUCUGUCCCAGAACCAGUGAAGGAGUCUGUCCCAGAACCAGUGAAGGAGUCUGUCCCAGAACCAGUAAAGGAGUCUGUCCCAGAACCAGAACCAGUGCCUGAACCAGUCCCAGAGGUGCCCAUCCAUGAACCAGCAUCUGAACCCACUCCUGAACCAGUAUCGGUGUCCACCCCAGAAACAACAUCUCCACCAACGCCAGAACCAGUUUCUGUACCAAUCCCUGAAUCAGAGCCUACACCCAUUGCAGAGCCGCCAUCUGCACCGACCCCUGAAGAAUCACCUGAGACCUCACCAGCAGCCGAAUCCCUUCCAGAGGCUUUUCCAGAGACCCUAGAAAAUAAUGAUGUUGCAGCUGCUUUACUGACAGAUGAGGUUGAAACCCUAGAUGUUGUGCCUGGCAAUAAAAGGGCCGCCAAGUUUGAGAAGCUAAUGACCAAGGAGGAGAUGGAAGAGGAGCAAAGGAUAGAGUUCACAAAUGACUUUACAGCUCUUUAAACAACACCAGGCAGUAUGCCUGUGUCAGACCACUGGGUACAGCAGGAGCAGCUGGCUGCCAUCUUCAAACUGCUCCGAGAGAAUGAGGACACGUUUGGAGAGAUGACGGAGGGAGAUGUGGAGGAACAGCUCAAACUUUAUUCGCUUUAGUCUGACCGUACACACACGCAGUUUCAUAUAGGACAGAACAUGGGCUUUUCACACUGCGGUUGACCCGGGUUAACAUCUGUAGCACUGUUUAAACUUACUGUACAUGGUUGGAGUCACAGAAAAUCCAGAUUUUUAUUAAAGUAAUAGUAGGGUUGAGGGUUAAGCUGCGUUUAAUGCUCGUACACUGUAAAAAGUAAAAAACACAAUUUGUUGAGUCAUCUUAAAAUAAUAAUUUGUUACCCUGUUGUCUUAAAAUUUUAAGUUCAGUCAACUAAAAUAAGUUCAGUCAACUUGAAAUGUUUAGUUGUACUAAGUAACAACUUGUAUGUGUUUGCUAAACUUAACAGAUGGGUAAGUAACCCAGCUGCCUUAAAAUUUUAAGUUGAUUCAACUCAAAUAUCUAAGUUGUCACUUAGUAUAAUUUAACAUUUCAAGUUGAAUAAACUUUUUUUGAGUUGACUGAACUUAAAAUUUUAAGGCAGCCAGGUUACAAAUUAUUUUAAGUUGACUCAACAAAUUGUUUUUUUACAGUGUAAUUUGAAAAGAGUUCACCUUCAACCCUAAAAUAUUAAUGUGGAAAAACUCAGCUUGAUCUCCACAUGAUCACUGUUUAUGAUACACAGAUACUGUAGUGUUCUCAUGAACAUAUCAGCUGAACUUUUUACUCAUUUUCUAGGUUUUUUAGUGUGUGAAUUGGAAAUGUAAAUAGUCUUGCAUUUCUUUUGAUGCUGAUAUGAAUUAAUGCUUCACAAACAAAUUCUGAUCUGUUAUAUAUAACUCAUAUUGCAUUUCACGGUUGCGUUUUCUAUGUAGAUUGUUAUAACUCUUUUUGUUUGUUUCUAUUUACUUGAAGAACAAAUAUAUAUUAAAAUAGGAUUUGUAUUUCCUUCAACAUUUUUGAAACUUAUUACCUUUUAGCCUACUCAUAAACAUACCACAAACAUGGCCAAACAUGUUUUUUCACCAAGAGAGAAAGAAAGAGUCUCCCUUACAUCAAAACAGGCCCAGACAGUGUUAAUUGUGGAACAAAUGGGACAUUUCAGGCGAUCAAUGUCCUUUGUUUAAGACGAAAAAAAAUUUAAUUGUUUAAAAACGAUGUGCUACACUGUGACAGUGUGAAAGAAGAUGUGGGAAAACAUAGGCUAAAUGCAGCCAAUGGAUUAAAUUUGUUUAAAACAGCAUCUGAGAAAAUUAACAUUCAAACGAGGGCUGUGAGAACCAAAGACCUUAAACUAGAAAAGUUAGCAGUUACACAAUGGCAAGUUGUCGAACAAGUAUUUCGACAAAGUAAUGGAAACUGUUUCUGAAGUAAUAUAUUGUUUCACACACGUGCACAUCAUACAGUUUACAGACGAAGAACAUGCAUGUUUAAACAUGCGUAUAGUGGCAACAGCGUCAUUGUUUACCGACUGAUAUAAAUAGAGCGUGACGAAAAAUUCUUAUUUUUUAUUUUGUAUUUCAAAUAUUUAAAUAGGACUUUAUAGAUCUAAACGCGGUUUGUUGGAACACGCCACACCUCUUGCAAUACUUUGAACCGCCCAAACUGUUAUCGGGCGAUUUAAACAUUUGUUGCGGGAACGCGACUCAUUGUUUUAGCCUACAAUCACCUGGACGCCGAAUCGUCGUACUGCUAUUACCUGUAAAUUACCAGCACUGAAAUGGCUGACAACAUUAACGUUGACGAGGCUCGAACCGGCGAAGACAAAGCAACUCCUGUUGACAACGUUUGUCUUGUAACAAAUGGCGAACAGAAUACAACUCAAUUUCAGCUUGUUACGCCAUCAGAAGUCCCAUCGUCAUGUGUACCUGAUAAAACAGCAGCCCUGGAUAAGCUCAUAACGGAGGCAUCGGUACCU